Messenger RNA from Camelina sativa (false flax), 1702 nucleotides. The record is from RefSeq and is a predicted model, not a curated record. NCBI's taxonomy places the organism in Eukaryota, Viridiplantae, Streptophyta, Magnoliopsida, Brassicales, Brassicaceae.
AUAACGAAGCCCAUUCUCUCACAAGUCUAUUUAGCCUCCCCAGAUGCAACCGUAGGCGAUUUCGAGAUUCAACCAAGUCCGCCGCGGAUAUCUCAGGUUUUAAAGAAGUCUUGAAUCAUGACGAGGGCUACGACGCCGGUGCCGGUGAUGAAGAAGGCUACUCCGGAGGUUUCCAUGAAUAGAACAUUUGUCUUUUGGGACGUCAAGAGUUUUCCGGUUCCCCCUGGCUUUGAUCCACGACGGGUCCGUCAGUGCAUUCAACGGUUGCUAAAGAAUUAUGACUACGAUGGUCCUCUCACCAUCUACGCCGUUGGCAUGAUAACAGACGUCCAUGAUGACAUCCUUCGAACUCUCUCUUCCACUGGAAUCAUUCUUUAUUACGCCCCCCUACGGUACUUCAGACAUCAUGUCCCUUAUGUUUGAGUGCAUGUACGAUAAUCCACCCCCAGCUAAUAUUUUGGGCAUAUGCUAUCCAAGAGCCUUCGCUACACCUCAGAGUGGAUUCAACAUUUUCAGGGCGUUUUCGUAUUCUUCUCCUCAGUAAGACGCCAUCAGCUGGGUUAACUUAAUUCUUGGAGUGUCAGGGUCACUUAAGCAUGAGGAUACGUUUCCUGAAACAGAUGAAUCUGCCAGCUGGUUUUGCUCAAUAUGCUAUAAUCAUCCCCCUGGCCAAGGCUUUGGAUCUUUCACCAGUCAUCUCUCUUCCCCAGGACAUGUACUUACGGUAAUUAAGCAUCCUAGGCGAACCCUUUUUUUAACACUUGACCAUUGGAGAAAAUGAACCCAUGAGUAAAUUCGAGGACGAGGAUGGGAAACCUUCCACCAUUGUCUGGUGGCGACCAAUGAAGCCUACCCGGGAGGAGGCUUCUUUGGCUGAGACAUUGGUCUUUUGGGACAUCAGUAAGUUCCCGGUUCCCUCCACCUUCGAUGCUGGUCGUGUCGGUCCAACCAUUAAACGGUUUUUGGAGCUAGAUGGCUACUGCGGUAAUCUCACCAUCAACGCCGUUGGCAUACUAACAGACGUCCCUCCAUGCAUCCUUCAAGCGCUCUCUUCCACUGGAAUCAAUCUUUAUCACUCCCCCCACGGUACCUCAGACAUCAGGUUGCUCAUUUCUCAGUGGAUCUCCAAGAAUUUACCCCCAGCUAAUAUUUUGGGCAUAUGCGAUCCGAGAGGCUUCCCUCCUCCUUUGACUGGAUUCAACCUUUUCAGGCCGUUUUCCUAUUUUUCUCCUGAAGAAGACGCCUUGCUCUGGGGAAGCUCUCUUCGGACAGUGUCAAUGACAACUGGGGAGGAUAUGUUCAGUGAAACGAAUGACUCUGCCAGCUGGUUUUGCUUAACAUGCAAACAACUUGGUGGCCAAGGCCAUGAAAGUUUCAGCAAGCAUCUCUCUGGUCGGAAGCAUUCACAGGGAAGCUUUUCUAAGAAAAAGAGCACGUGAACAAGAAGAAGAAGAAAAUGUUGGGUUAAGUUGAUACCUAUGCUCGUUUAUAUUAGUUUUAUGAACUGUACUUCUUAAUUAUGUUACAAAUGAUCAGUAACGUGGCAGUUUAAAACAGUUUAGUUUGAAUGUUUGAUAGUAGUAAUGCCGGUUGAUAGCUCUUUCCACAAGAGUGAGUAUGUCAAGAGUUAAAUGUUUCGUUCAUGUCAAAAACUGAAACAAUAUGUGUAUUGUUAAUUCUAAAAAUCGAUCUUACAUUCUAA